AUGGCUAGCAAUCAAGAUUCAGUUUUUGAUCAAGUCAUUCACACAGAUGUGUUUACCGAAUUUCAUUUGACUGAAGGCCCGGUACUGGGUACUGGAACCUACGGGAAAGUGCUUCUUGCUACAUCAAAUGUGUACCCUAAUGCUAAGAUGGCGGUCAAAAUGUUUUACAUGCAUGGACCUGAAGCAGGAGAAAAAGGAAAGAAACGCAACGAAGAGGCCACCAACAUGUUUAUUAAAGAAACAAAACUGAUGAAGCGACUUAAACAUGCUAACAUCAUGCCACUUCUGUCUGCUGUUCAGACACCAUCUACCUUGGCACUGUUCUUGCCACUCUGUGGUCGAGGAAAUCUGAGGGAGUCAAUAAAACACUUAACUCUUGACCAACAGAACAAAUACAUUAAACAGUUGUGCCAAGCAAUCCAGUAUCUGCAUCAGAAGUAUAUUGUCCACUGUGACAUCAAGCUGAGUAACAUUCUUCUUGAUGAUGCUUCUAACUUGAUUCUCUCAGACUUUGGACUUUCUCGGGCAUUGCCCAAUCCGAAUGUAGAGAUUUUUCAGUACUUUGGAACUCUGCUGUAUCGAGCACCAGAAACCUACUCUGAUGAAAGAGUCAAUCCAUUUAAGGUUGAUAUGUAUGCCUAUGGUAUCACUUGCUGGUCUAUAUUGUUAAAGAGGAGACCUGCCAGAGUUAACUUUGUAGAUAUCAUUAAUGCUGACUUAAAUGUUCCAUUUGUUUACAAGAGAAUGGUGACCUCUCUGUUGGUUAGAGACCCAGUCUGCAGACCAACCGCAAACAAGGUCCUGGAGAUGAUUGAACAAAUGUAA
Molecule: messenger RNA, 825 nt
Organism: Biomphalaria glabrata
Lineage: Eukaryota; Metazoa; Mollusca; Gastropoda; Planorbidae
Exons: 4
Coding region: 1-825 (274 amino acids)
Biological process (GO): protein phosphorylation
Molecular function (GO): protein kinase activity; ATP binding
Source: RefSeq, a predicted model, not a curated record